Molecule: messenger RNA, 2168 nt
Organism: Darwinula stevensoni
Lineage: Eukaryota; Metazoa; Arthropoda; Ostracoda; Podocopida; Darwinulidae
Source: the annotation of a GenBank genome assembly
AUGAAGAAAGUGAUGAUGGAUGGCGGAGGGAAGGGAAGAGUGGCGGAUGUCCAGUUCGAAGAUGAAGGAGGAGAAGUCGUCGGCGUCGGCCCUGUCACCGUCAGAUUCCUCGAAAGAUUCUCUGGGCAUGCUCUGGGUCGGACCGUUUACAGGGAGUCCUCUCCCUUCAGGAAACUAAUCUGGUUUGUGAUCUUCUUAAUCGCUACAGGAUACAUGACCUACCAAAUCGUCGAUACCAUCAAAAUAUACAUGUCUGGCCCGAAGACAACAACAAUCGAGGUGGAGACAGAGCGAACUCUCUCCUUCCCCGCCGUCACCAUCUGCCCCUACAGUCCCCUUUGGAAAGGCCUGGCCAAUGAUCCCUCACAGUCCGACGUCCAGAAGAUCCUUGAAUUGAACAAGAGAUUGGAAGAGGCGGUUCGGCACCUCUUGCAGUCUCAAGGCUCAUGCGCCCAGACGACGACCACUGAUCUGCCUUCACCCGUCGGCUCCGACGUGGGAUGCAAUGUCAGCGACGGAGGGAAGAGGAACUGCAUCAAUCCCUUUCAAUACAUAUACCCGGCAUUUGACGCCCCGAUCCCCAGAAGCCAGAACACGACAGUGCCUACAACGGCAGACCCAACAACGAACCCCGAUGCAACCGAAGCCCCAACGGACGAGACCACCUAUCAGGAUGCGACUCCGGGUUCCACCAAGUCGCUGGACCCAACAAAGGAGCCGGGAAGGAUCGACAUGAAUCACUCAGCGCCUCAGAACUCCUCGGACGAGGAGGACUACUACUACCCGGGCGACCUUCAAGAUGAAUUUGACGACCUUGGGAUCGACAUAAAUCCAUCACCUAAUGCCUCGAUACGAAUCAAUAACGUGACCAUUAGGGCGGACGACUUCGUCGACCUGUUGCUGCUGACCAGCUCUUACACGUUGAGCGACUUCAGAAAGUACCUGAAUUUAGCAGAUGUUGCAAGCAACCUCUCCAACUUCAUACAUCACUGCAGCUUCAAUGACGUACCUUGCAGUCGAGAUGAUUACAUCACGACAACGAACUCAGACUACGGGGAAUGUCUCACCUUCAACUCCAAAGGAGAUAAGCAAGUUCUCCGAUCUGGCUCGUCGCAAGGACUUCAGCUGAGACUGGUGUGGGACGCUUCGAACAACGUGAUUCUCCUCUCCCCCGCUAAAGGAUUCAGACUGACUCUCCACCAUCCUCGAGCGGAACCCGAUCCCGUCGGGGAAGGAUUCGAUGUCAACAUGAAAAUGAAUUCGUUUGUUGGGAUCCGGAAGAUGGAACUGGAACGACUUCAUCCGGAUGAGGGAGGAGAUUGUGCCUACGAUUCCUACUUUACCCGCCAAUUCGAUACGAAGAUCUUCAGGAUUAAAAAAGACGCCAAAUAUUCCAAGCAGCUGUGCCUCGACUUAUGCAAGAUCAAGGUGAUUAGGGAACAUGAUGAAACCAAAUGCUACUUCAAAUCUCCACUUCUGCAAAGCUCUGUGAAUCGAUCUUUCGAGGAAGAAAAGAUGGAUGAUCCCGCACGAUUCGUCUUCCCUAGAGAGGAGAAAUUCUACUGGUCGCUGUCGUCGGCGCAGACGGUGACCGAGAACGCGAUGCUUUUGGAUCUCGUCGCCUGGAUGAGAAGCGAAAGGAAGAGGGGCGUCAAGGGAGCCGAGUCAAAUGAGACCUACUGUCAUCAAUCCAUAGAGGAUAAGAAUCUUGCUAUAGUGAACAUCUACUACGAAACAAUGACAAUGGAGAAAAUCGUGGAAAAUCCCAUGUUUACCUGGACGAGCUUUAUCGGGACGCUGGGAGGGUUGUUGGGUCUCUACACGGGUCUUUCAUUCAUCUCCAUCCUGGAAGUGUUGGAGUGUGGCCUCGACAUCGUCCUCUACGGGUGGAGGAAGCCUCGACACGACAAGAUGGGGCCGAAACGGCUUGUUGUUCUCACUUGGAGAGACACGUUGCAACAAGAAGGAGGAUCCACAAAGAAGAGUCCUGGGGUCGCCUGGGGAGAUUCACCCGUUUACAACCCUCAGUCUUUGAAUGAUACCCGACGUGCUGGAUUCGACCUUGUCUUCUCUGACACACCCAACUUUUAGACUGAUCCACAUCUGAUCCCCAUUGCCUCCAUUUCAUGAUACCAUCCCCACUCUAAUAAAGACACACUAGUUCACCU